Molecule: messenger RNA, 1062 nt
Organism: Suillus plorans
Lineage: Eukaryota; Fungi; Basidiomycota; Agaricomycetes; Boletales; Suillaceae
Exons: 2
Coding region: 197-763 (188 amino acids)
Source: RefSeq, a predicted model, not a curated record
GUCCCUAGGAGAGCUCAGCAUGAGACAACAGCCGCUCAGGCGCAAGCUGAAGCACCGAACGCCCAUGUUGCACAUGAAGUGGAAGAAAACGCGGAGCAUAUUCAACAAGCAGCAACCAAAGCAGCACAAGCAGCACAAGUAAGCUGCGUUCAUCCAUCCAGGCGAAAAUUCACUUACGCAUUGUAACCUGUAGGGAAUGGGGUCUGAACUAACCGGAGAGAGAGAUACUAGUACUGCCUUUGAUGUCUUCGCAAGCGAAGCGUCUCAGAAGACGAACGCCGCAGCCUCCGAAGGGCAAAGGGAUCUCCAUACGGCCAAGAACACCAGCGCAAGUUAUUUAGACCAGGCAAAGACAGCGGUGGAGAAUAUUGCCACUUCUGCUCAGGACUAUCUUCACGGUAGCACAGACCCGCAACUUGAAGCUUCGAACAAGCCAGGAGGAGACGCCAUGUCAUCAUCAUCGCAGACAUCGGCAUCGUCUGCUGUUGGAACCGCUCAGAAGUACUUUGCAUCCGCACAAGCCGCCGCUCAACCGCACAUCGAUGUUGCACGAUCCACUCUGCAACCACAUGUCGAAAAAGCACGCGAGACAGCGGAAGGUUACCUCGGAAUGCACUCUAGUACCUCGCCUUCUGGUGCGGUUACUCCGCCAUCAAACACGUGCGCAACUACCGGCACGCCCUUAGUUGCGGGCACACAAUACGGAUCUACGAUAACCACCACUGGUGCAGAUGAGAGAGAGUUGGAGUCAACUGUUGCGUAGAAUGUUAUGAUACCGAGGAGUUGUGUAGCCAUAGAUAUGACAUUGUUGCAUAGUCUCGAAGACUUCCUCUAGCUCGUUCUUGGAUGUCGCGCUUGUAGAAAGCAACCUUCAAGUGUGAAGUGGUGACAGCAAAACAGGCUAGUAUGCAAUGAUACUCACCCUGGUCUGAACGUAAUAAAUUUUAGUCACGGUCUCGAACCACACUGAACUAGUAGUAGGCAGCUGACACUGACAGGGAACGUUCGAGUUGUCAUUUGAAGACCAGCAACAGUACCAACCCCUUCAAGACAAGCUCAGGG